Messenger RNA from Gloeophyllum trabeum ATCC 11539, 753 nucleotides. Its product is annotated as acyl-CoA dehydrogenase NM domain-like protein. The transcript has 8 exons. Bases 1 to 753 code for a protein of 250 amino acids. Gene Ontology annotation, biological process: fatty-acyl-CoA biosynthetic process; fatty acid beta-oxidation using acyl-CoA dehydrogenase. The record is from RefSeq and is a predicted model, not a curated record. Gene Ontology annotation, cellular component: mitochondrial inner membrane. Gene Ontology annotation, molecular function: flavin adenine dinucleotide binding; glutaryl-CoA dehydrogenase activity; fatty-acyl-CoA binding. NCBI's taxonomy places the organism in Eukaryota, Fungi, Basidiomycota, Agaricomycetes, Gloeophyllales, Gloeophyllaceae.
AUGCCCCGCGUCCUCAAGGGCUGGCGCACCGAAAUCCUCGACACCUCCAUUCUCCCCGAGAUGGGCUCGCUUGGCCUCCUUGGGCCCACUAUUCAAGGCUACGGCUGUGCGGGCGUAAGCAGCGUCGCCUACGGACUCAUCGCUCGUGAGAUCGAGAGAGUGGACUCGGGCUAUCGCUCUACGGCAUCUGUCCAGUCGUCCCUCGUCAUGCACCCUAUAUAUGCAUUUGGAUCGGAGGCGCAGAAGGAGAAGUAUCUGCCUGCUCUAGGAAAGGGAGAACUCAUCGGCUGCUUUGGCUUGACCGAGCCCAAUCACGGCUCUGAUCCAGCGGGCAUGGAGACCACUGCCGAAGAGGCACCCGGGCAGGGUGGUUUCAUUCUCCGCGGCUCGAAGACGUGGAUCAGCAAUGAGCCUGUUGCCAUAUUGACGCUGCCGGCGGCAGUGACCUUUGAGGAGGGCACGCCAGGUCUAUCUGCCCCGGCGAUCAAGAACAAGCUUGCGCUGCGCGCGUCGCUCACGGGUUCUGUCUUCCUGGAUAGCGUCAAAGUGUCACAGGAGGCGCUUUUGCCAGGGUCGAGAGGCGCCCUCGAGGACUGCAUCGCACGCGCCCGGGAAUACGCGCUCGAGCGGCAUCAGUUUGGCCGCCCGCUCGCGUCGUUCCAGCUCGUACAGAAGAAACUCGUUGACGCGCAGACGGAGGUCACCACGGGGCUGCUCGCGAGUCUGCAGGUGCGUUCAUCAUAUCUGCCGUGA